GGUCCGUGGUUUCUGAUUUAAAAUGGACAAGCAUUGAAAUAUCCAGUUGAAUUGAUCGUUGCUUUACAUAUUUCAUGCGCGAUCGUAAAACAAAGCAGAUGGAAUUCUACAGCACAAAGUUAUACUUCUGUUUCCACUAAUUAACAAAAUAUGCAAGUCAGUCGCCUGGCCAAGAGCGUCACUUUUGCCGCGUGCAGCCCCUACUCCAGCGUGGCUCUGCGAGGUUUGUCUUCAAUCAGUAUUAUGUCCAGGCUGUUUGGAGGCUCAUUCAGCGAGCCUAAACCUAAGAAAGUUCCCAGCUACCUAAAGGUGCAUGGUGUUGAAAUCCAGGACGAGUUUCAGUGGUUAAAAGAUCGUGGAUCGAGGGUAAGCUAAUAUUCUUUAUGUCACGUGUAGCUACUAUACACUCUUGACUAACUCCAUACACGCUGUUUUAAAACAAAGUUUUCACCGUUGUUUUGUUUUCUCCAAGAAUAUUGAUAUUAUAGAAGUAUGCAUAUUGUGCUACAUCGUAUCAAUGGUUUUCCCAGGAUGGGAAGGGUGGGUGGGGGAGAUAGCCACCAGGUAAAACCCCUAACCCUGACCCUGGCCCCUGACCAUGGCCCCCCCCCCCCCCCAUCCCCCAGAAUUUCAUCAGGCUUCCUGACAGUUAGCCAGUACCCAUUUAUAAUCUUCUGGUUGGAGAGACACACUAUGAGAGGAAGGUGUCUCGCUUAAGAACACAACACCUGGCCAGAUUUGGAACCCUGACCUCUGGAUCUAGAGUCCAGUGCACUGCUCACCAAGCCAAUGCAUGUCCAUAGGGCCAUGUGGAAAUCUUGCUUGAGAUUACUGGAAAGCAAACAACAGCUGAUUUAAAUCUUAAUUUGGAAUUUCACUGAUAGGAGCAGAACUACAUCUCACAAAACAGUUUCUGUGCAUCACAUGUUCAGUCAGACAUUCAUGCAAGGAGUAGCUCUGCUUUAAACAGAUGGCAAGGGCAAGAUUUAAGCUGUUUUUUUUGCUUUCCCUUCGUAAAUAUGAGCAGCCCAAUAUGCACUUCUGGGAAGUUCAGGGAUGGUCUCUGCAAAUGCAAUGUAGUUGACUUUUACUAGUCAUUUACAUGUACAUGUACUACACCUUUGAGUGGCGUAUACCUUUCUUUUCUGUUCCUAGGCUGUACGCAAUUAUGUCAAACAAGAAAACAGGUGAGAUUUGCCGACUUUACUAUAUCUUCAUCCUUGCACUACUGUAUUGCAUAUAUUUUAUACUUUAUUCAUGUACAUGUACAGUAGGUCUUUGUGAUGAAACCCGCUUCAGGUUCAGCUGAAACAAUAUUUAUCCCUUCUGUUUUUUUCUUUAUAAUUUUUCCACUUAAAAAAAUACCCAUUCAGGUGUUUUUUUAUCAUUAAUUCUCUUUUGACAUAUGCUUAUAUAUAUAUACAUAGAUAUUGUGAUGCUGUGUUGUCUGAUACAGAAGCUUUCCAGGAGAAUCUAACAAAUGAGAUGAAAGACUGGUUUCAUAAACAUUUUGAUGAUGAGUCUGUUCCAGAAGUAAGUUUACAAGUCAUCAGUCUUGAAGAAUUUCCUCAGAAGCACACACAGUUAUUAUGACUACUGGACCCUUAACAUCUUCUCAUUAGGAUACCUAUUCUCUAUACUGUUCUCUGUACAUUUCUGAUAAUACUGAUAAGAAGAAUUUAACUAACAGUCUAAAGCUUCUUUUGUUGGUGAUCAUUUCCUUUAUUCUCAUGACCUUAAUGUUUGACUCAGGGAUAAUACUAUAAGGAGAAAUCAGAUACUAGUCAAUCCUAGGGUUAAAGGGUCAAUGAUUAUAAAUCCUCAAGAUGAUAAAAGAAGGAAAAGUCUACUUUAAAGCUAUUUUACUGGUUCACACCCUGUAGAGCUUCUGUAGAUUUUAGUACCCUGAGGUGAACAAAGGUAUUAUUUAUUCCCCUGGAUGCAAAGCCAGACUAUGUUUAUCAGGCCCUGCUAUUUUUAUAAUGUCUUAUCACCAUUUCACUCUAGAGUUCUUCAAUAGCCUUUCUCCUCUACAAACAAGAUUUGAUAAAAAUGAUUAAUAUGGUCUUAUCAUAUAUUUGAGCAUACAUUUCAUACAUUUCCAGUCAAUAAAAUGAUAUGUUAAACAAUUAUGAAGGAGACAAAUUUAUUGAUCAUCAACAAAAGUAAUACUGAAAACUCUGGUUGAAGCCAGUUUAUUCUGAAUGGAAGUACUGGUUGUCUGGAAUGAUCUUGAUUCAAGGGUGCCAGGAAAGACAGGCAGCAAAUAUUUAUCCUUGUUUUAAAAUUUGGGUUUGUGUUUCUUUUUUUUAUUUCAAAUUGUUAUGACACUUAACUCAACCAGUUCUGUAUUUUUUGGCAGGAGCUAGAUGGUUAUAUCUAUUAUUUGAGCAAUCCUCCCAAAGACUCUAACCUACCUGUGUAUCGUAGGAGAAAAAUAUUAGAAGGUAUUAAUGUCAUUAGUAAUUAAACAAUUUUUUAUCAAAUGUGUCACCAGUAAAUUGAUUUUGUUAUAAAAAUUUAAUAAAGACUUUCAGUCGGUCAGUAUGUCCAAAAGUUCAUUGAGUGGGACAAAGGGAAAAAGAUUGCUUCCUUUUGUUUGGCAUUUAGUGAUUCUAAGUUAGAUUUCCAACCUUCUGUUAAUUUCGAUUUUUUUGGUUGCAUUGUACUUUUCCCCUUACUUCAAGCUGGUAGCUUAUGAUCAUGAUAUUUAUGAGCAUGAUUUUCACUGUACAAUAAUUUCUGAUCGGCUGUUAACUUUGGUUUGUAACUGAUUGCCUUUUCUUUUACUUAUUCAGUCAGUUAUUUAUGUUGUUGUUACUUUAGAUGGCUCUUAUGGUGACCCAGAAACAAUACUAGACCAGAAUGAAUUAAAAGAACGAUAUAAUUAUGUUUCAAUACCAAGAAUUAAAAUAUCUCCCUCAGGAAGGGUAAGUAUAGUAUUUAUGAUAAAUGUGUUAAUUAUAUAUUUGACAAACUAAACAUAUUUUGAAUAAAGGGGGUAUUAAGUUUCUAAAGAAACUGUGGUACUGCAUCGGUGGGAGAGUAUAGCAGGUAAUUUAGUGUUAACAACUGAGUUGAAAACGUAAAUUGGCCAUCGUAAAGGGUAAAAAGCUGACGUUCUGAGCAUUAGCCCUUCGUCAGAGUGGUUGCAGUUUAUGUUUUCAACUCAGUUGUCAAUACUAAAUUACCUGCUAAACGUGUUUUGCUGAAUUUUAUGUGAUGAAUUCUUCGUCCAUUUUCAUGAAAUUUCUUCAAUCCUUUACUCCCCAACAUCAAUUCUCCCCUCUGGCUGAUACACAUUUCCUUGUAAUUAAUUUAUCAAAUCUUUAACUCCCAGUUCAAAUUUGUUAUUUUCCUUACUGUCAACCAUACAAUUCUUAUAAAAUUAUUUCAGAGAAUUUAGUAUUGGAUCAACUAAUUAUCCCCGAAAUGAUAUUUUUCUUUAUUCUCAUCACUUAUCUGGUUGAUACUGUGUUGAUAUUGUAAGGAGAAAUUCUUUCUUGGUCACACAUGGGAGUUAAAGGGUUUUUAAUAACAGGAAUUUGGCAUUAGAUCAAGAUAACAACUUCUUCCUGAUGAGUUUGAGUAUUCUCAUUUAGUUGUUUGCUGGAUGAUGUAUGGAGAAGUUACAUGUUCACCACUUUUGGGAGUUAAAGGGGUGAUUUAUUUUGCACAUUGGAUUAUUAUUUUGAACUCUGCUUUAUUUUAUAAUGGGCUCAUUGAAGAAACAGUUUGAGGAAACAAGUGUCAUGUAUUCCAAUCUGUUUUUAUAGUACAUAGGCUUUUUGCUGGACAAAAGUAAUACUGGAAUGUACACCUUGUUUGUCACCGAGGCACAUGAAGGGAUCAUUAAUUUUAUUGAUGCCAUACCAAAUGUUGUGAAUUUUGGUGAGUUUUAUGAAUUUCUAAAAAGAGUCAUGACUUUUAUAUGAAAAUGAUUUUAUAAAAUUUAAUAAAUAGAUGCUGUUUGUUUGGCUUUGAUCUUGUCUUGGUUUCAAAGAAACAGUACUCUUAUGGUACAAGUAAAUUGUCUUGCCUGGGAACACUGGUACAGUGACCCUUUUCUGGACUCAAACAGGGCUCAUGAUCCAGGAUAUAGUUAGGCAAAAACUAAUGGCCUUCCAAUUUCCCUUUGCAAUAUGUUUGCACUUCAGAACAAGUAUUGGAAAAGGUGAGGUUUUUAACAGUAAUAAUAAUUAUGAAUAUUUCCUUUCAAUUUUUAGAAUGGGGAUGCGAUGACCUCACCAUUUACUACAGCAGACCAGAUGAACAAAAUCGACCAUUUGCUGUGUUAAUGCACAAAACCUGUCAGAGUGUUCUAACAGAUGUUGUUCUGCAUGAAGAGAAAGAUGAAAGGUAGGUCAAAAUGAUUUUUUAUUGCACAGUUUUGUAAUAAUUCUCCUGAUAAGGUUGAAUACAUUUAUGGAAAAUAACCCACUUUUACAAUAUCUCAAUGCCGUUUUAUACUGGCACUCCUCUAUUGUGUGUAAAGUCCAUCACUAUUAUUGCUGUUCUUGAACAUUUCAAUCGUGAGAAGUGUGAUACAGUGAAUGUUUUGAUAUUCCUUGAUGAAUUAUGUUGGUACUUAACUAAUCUUUUUCCAUAGAUUUAUUGUUGAUGUAAGUGCUACUAAAGACAGGGAAUUUAUUACAAUCAACUGCAACUCAAGGUCAACAUCUGAGGUAAGUCUGUUAUUCAAGUCGGCGAUGACUUAAUUAAAGACAUAUAAACCUCCACUUAUGCAUCAAUCUUAGCACCCAGCCUUGCCAAAAAAGUUUCAGACAACAAAUUUCUUAAUGUCACAAGAGUGGACAUGUUUGAGCAGACCUAAAUGGCCUUUGCUUCUCUUUGAGCUGCUUUGACACUGUGGAUCAAUAUCAGUAUCUGGACAACUUCCCACCUACCCCUCCCCUAACCCAACAUUAACCCUAACUUGUUAUCAAUAGACUGUUGUUGGGUUAGGGGAGGGGUAGGUGGGUAGUUACUUGGAUACUGAUAUUGAUCCAACUCUUUUAAAAUUGUUAAACAGGCUCCUGUCUGAUAAACAAUCUGACAUUGCAUGCUUAGUUGUAAAAAAUAAUAUUUUAUUUAUGGUAUACUUGAUACAACUCUUCACUCUGAAACAGAAUAUACAAUAACAGGCAAGGUUAUUUGCCAAAGCCUGGGUUUAAACAAGCCUGUUGUAUACAUGUAUGUUCUGGAAGAAUAGCAGUACAGGGUAUGUUCCUCACUCCUUCCCCCUAGCUUCUGGCAGGAUCUCUUAUGUAAGAUCUCUUGAAUUCUGCUCAUCAAGUAGAGUAUGAAUUUAAAUAUUAAGUUGCAAUAAACACUGGCAUGUAAGUUCACUUUUCCCCAAAAAAUUUCAUAACUACACUUGUCUGUACAUUGCAAACAACCCAACAAACAAACUAAAGAUUUCCUGUUGUUUUAUGUAAAAAUUUCUUGAAAAUCUAACAAGAAUAAAGAAAAAUUCGGGCACAAUACCUGAGUAAGAUUAAACAUACUUCUAAGUUGGUGGACAUUGUGCUGACUCCAUACCAAUUACAGCUAAUAUUAUUGGGAAGGAUUCAUAUUUUUUUUUAAAUGUGCGUUUGAUGAAUUAUGCAACCAAAAUAAAGCAACCUUCUCACAACUCUACUUGUGAUUUCUUUUGAAUUCUUUUCAAAACUUUUUUUCCAAAACCUGACUCGAGGUGUGGUUCAUCUCUAAGUGUAGGUUAUAUGCCAGUGGUUACUGAGAAAAAAAAAAAAGAGAAAGAAAUCAUUUAAUUUGACUCACUGCAUUCCUUUUUCUAGGUUAGCAUUGUAGACAUCAAGGAUGGUUCAUUUGUUUGUAAACCUCUCCACCCGAGGCAACAGGGGAUGGAAUACUAUGUGGAUCAUAGAGAUGAUCAGUUUUAUAUAAUAACAAAUGCGGAUGAAAAAAACUAUCGAGUAAGUAUAUCCAUGGCACAAUAAUAAAGUUUUCAAUCAUCCUGCAACAAAAAGUCAUACAAACUUCUCUUUGUAAAGUCUGGAAGUUGUAGGGGCUGGUUAAGAGCACAGGUGACCCAAGUUAUCCAUCGUUAGGUUUCCUACUGCUUCUCUCAUUUCAUCAAGGAUUUGACUGAAGAUUUACUCUUAUAGCUCUCUUGGUGAAUUGCAGCAGGGGGGGUGGGGUGGGGUGGGGUGAUACCUUCAUGAAUUUAACAUACCAUAUGAAAGAAAAAGCAAUUCUCAAAGGUGAUUUAACUGCUAAUGAAACUGAGAAUUGUAAGGACUUUUCAAAUGAGAGCAGUUUUGAAUGUUCAUGUUUUUAUUUAGGUGAUGGCUGCACCAAAGAGCAAUCCAGCAAAGGAAAACUGGCAAACAUUUAUUAAAGACAAAGCAGAGGUAACAGUUAGAACAUAGUUUGUUUUGUGAAUUAAAAAUCAAUGGCUUAUUAAUUUGUUUGUUAUUCUUACAUGUGUUUGAUUUGAUUUUUUUCCAGAAUUUCCUAGAUGAUAUGGAUAUAUUUCAGAACUACUGUGUGGUAUAUGAGAGAUGUAAAACAAUUCCCCAGCUCCGUGUUGUACCACUAGAUACACCUCAAGAUCAGUAUGUAGUGCAGGUACUGUAGAAGGAAUUUUAAGCUCUUAAUUUUUUGUACCAUCCAAAUGCAAUAUGUUAAAAUGGUGCUGAGCCAACCUUAAGGCCUUUCUGCACUCUUGAACAAAACUAGAAUUGUCCCAUCAAAAUCAAAGGACAAAUUUUGUCAUGACAAAUUUUUGUCAGUGGUGUGUUUGAAGAUUUGUCCGCUUCUACCAAAACUUGUCAAGUUGUGACAAACCAUUUGUACUCAUAAAAUGUUGGUGAUGAUAGAAAAUUUUUCUUAAUGAACAACUUAGGUUUGAUUUUGCCACUCUCUUGUGUCUGGUGAGUAUGGGCUCAUAUUCCUGAACAGCAGCUGGUAAUUGAGCCUAAGCCAACCUAAUAUGUAAUUUCUUUUUAAUUUCCACUGAUGUAUCAUGAUUACAAAAUGGCAAAAUGAAAAAAAAUUUAAAAAGAUUAAAAAAACCAUUCUUAUGCACUGUGAUUGAAAUGAUUGGAUCAAGAGGCGGCAAGGAGUGAAGUGCCUUGCCAAAAAUACAACUUGGUUAACUUGUAAGGGACCAACCCAGACCCACAGGGGGUCAUUACAGAGCUACAAGUUACAACCGUUUUGGUUGCCAUGGCAAGAGAAAAAUAUAUUUGGCAACUGAAAUUUCAAAAAAAGUUGCCAAUUGGUGACUGACAGGUUUUUGAAAAAAAAAAGGAAAGAAAAUGCAAAAAAUUUAUAAACCCUUGUCGAAUUAUCAAAGAUUAAAUGCAAACAAACUGUUUUGUAACUCCCAGAUACAUGUCUUGACCAAAUGUUUUUUAUGGCAACCAUUUUACAAUAUUGAUGGUUUCCAAAGUGCAACUUUUUGAAAAAUUGAGCUUGGAGCCCUGCAUUUUUAUUUAAUAAAUUGCUAAUGGGGAUGUGCUGCUGGAAGGGGUUGCUUUUAAUGAGACUGGAUUGACUCUAAUGGGGUAGCAUUUUCAAUAGAGUUACUAGAAUGGGGUCACACAUUUUUGCGAUUUUGGUGGCCAAAAAUUCUGGUACAGAAUUCUGUAUGUAGGAAUUCAUAAAUGGGAAGAUUUGCAGUUAGCAAAUGUACCAGAAUAUUUGUACUGUAUGUGAAAAGUAAAGUGGUCUACACUCAGUUUAACAAGUCCUUAAACUCAAAAAGCUUCCACAGGGAGAUACAUUCACAGAAAGUGACUAAAUUGGAAUCACAAAAAUGACAUUUGCCCAAAAGUGACUUAGAUUGGUUCAGUCUAUAAAUAGUAAAAAAAAAAAAUUAUUAUAAUGUAAAAUGAUUGGGGUUCUAGAACAAAAAUUUAUAUUCCAAAUCGGCACUUAAUACCGGAAUCAACAAAGCGUUUUUCAUUCAACUAAUUUAUUCCUGUUUUCCCCCCCCCACCAAUGGGGGUCCUACAUAUAAAUCCACACACAACCCACUUACUAAUUGGCACUGAGCCCACGGUGGCUAAUUUACGUUUUCAACCCUUCUAAAGUACAUUGAGUCUAUAAAUGAUUUUUUUUAAAUUUUUCCCUAUAGUACCUCCCUUCAGUACAUGACUUGAUUUUUGUUUAAAUUUUUCUAUAUUGCAGCUUCCUGAAGAUGUUUGUGUUUUAGAAGCUGGAUCCAAUCUGGUAAUUUAUGAUAUGUUUGUUAAAAAAAUAUUCUGCAUAUACAGGUAUAUUUGUGCAGAUGUCCAGGAAACCAUUAAAAUAUAAUUCCUGAUGGGAAAUAUUUUUGGCAAUAAUUUUCCUUUUCCUCCUAGAUGUUUGAUCAGGACAGUGUGCGACUAACAGUUUCCUCACCAAUAUUACCAGCUCAAGUCUUGGAGUAUAACAUGGGGACCAAGUCAAUGGUACGUCGAGGUUAAAAGACAGUGUUGAAUUAGCUUCUCAGCAAGAAAAACUUCAGGUCAUAGGACACUAAAUUAACAUCACAUUACAUUGAUAAAGAUUGCUGUAGAAUUUAAUUUUAUACCUGGUAACCCUCAGUGUUUAUCAACCUGGCCAAUCCCAAUAUCUCAUAUUAGUAAUUCUUCUUACUGUCUGUGAUUCAAUUCUUAGAGUGUUGUUUGGGAGAAUUUGGUAUUGAAGAGACUUAAAUAAUCCCCCAAUUGAUAUUUUUCUUUAUUCUCAUAAAAUGUCUGCUUGAUAUUGUAUUGACAUUGUAAGGAGAAAUUCUGUUUUGGUUACUCAUGGAAGUGAGAUGUGUAAUGCUAAAUGUACUUUUUGACAAUUGACGUUUAACACAUCAUUUUUAAAAAAAAUAAGUGAAGGAUGCAAAGAAGCACUCUUUGUUUUAAGGUGAAGUGACAUUUGUGCCCCCAAAUUUUAUAAGAGACUUCUGUCACAUACUUUAUUGAAAACUUUUUUUUAUGUCCUUUCUUCCCCAGCAUGCUUUUCCUUGUUGUUCUUUCCGAGCCACCAUCCCCUUAAUUAUUGGAUCAUCAUUUAGAUCAACAAGCAUUAUUCUUACCUUAGUCUUUACUUUCCUCAGGUUGAAAAACAUAGCUUCUCUGUUUUGCCAUCUUUUGACAGCUCAGACUUUUGCUGCACCCGACUUGAAAUACAAAGUAAAGUAAGAUACAUCAUGUUUUGAUUAAUUCAAAUCAAUGAUAAUAAUGAUAAUAUUUUUGUUGAUAUAAAACUGCUGCAACUUGAUGGGAACUCAUAUAGCUGUUAGGGUUUUGGCAGAGUGAAUAUGUACAAUUCACAAAGGAUGUAGUUGUUAAAAUGCUUUUAAUCCCAAGUGUUUUCACAGCCGCACCUCAUUCUUGAUUUAAUUUCUGAAGGGAAAGAGACGUCUGUACUCAGGCUAGUGAUCCUAGACGUUUUUGUGUCAAGAACACAGAAUUUUAAUGAAAAUUUAUGAUUAUAUGAAUUAAACAACGUGGCAUACAUGUACAUGUAUCUCCAAAUGGCAACAAAACAAGUACUGGAAAAUCCAUCUACACUGUAAUUCCUGCUCAGAAUAUUUAAAGAUUUUCUGCAACAAUGAGUUUGGGUAAAGGAAAAAAAAAUUGAAAUAGUGGGCUGCACUACCCUAACUACAGGUUACACAAUAAUUUGAAAGAAUGUCUUUAAAAUUCAUCCCAUUUGUCAAGACGUAUUGGUCAGCCAUAAGAUUUCAGUAUUAUGCAAUUAUUGUAAACAUUUUUAAAAUACCAAACAGAUAACCAACAGGUUGAGCUGUUUCAAAAGAUAGGCCUUAGUUAGCGUAUGUUUUUUCGUAUGAGAGGUCACAUAAAAUUCAGUGACGAUGAUGGUGGCUUUUAUUUUGGGUACAUUAGGAUGGAACUCACAUACCUGUCACGUUAAUUCAUCACAAAGAUCUAAAAAAGGAAGGAAGCAAUCCCCUACUUCUACAUGUUUAUGGUAAUGACUGUAUUUUUUCCCUUUUUCUUUUUCAAAACUUGCCUUACUUACUCGUAAAGAAAGUAAGCUUUAUCAUCGGUACAUUUGAGGAAGUCUUACCUUCAGAAUAUUUAUUUCACUCUAAAAAUAUAUAGGACAUAGUUCCUCUACACUGCUUGUUAACAAAUGUUCUUAAUCGAAAACACUUAAUGUAUCAUUUCGUAACAUAUAGCUUGCCAAAAAUAGUCUAGUUUGAUAGUAAGUAGAAUCUAAACAAUGUUAAAAGAAAGAAAAAUUUAAGGCACUGGAACCUCCCUCUUUUUUUUCAUUUUAAUUAAUUUCCUUUGCUUAUUUUGUGUGGUCAGUACCCCUUUUAUUUGCUCAUUGAUCUAAUUUUUUCUUUCUUUUCUAUUAACAUCGCUAUGUGAUGUAGUUCCUGUGACGUACAGGACUGUAGUGUUUACUGUGGCACAAUAAAAAAUUGAAAUAAAAAAAAAAAGAUAAAUUAACAGUUUUCUCAAAUAUAUCUACCUCAAGGUGAAUUACUGUGCACUAUAUAAUUGAUAACCUGUAUGUUGUAGGCUCCUACGGUAUCAAUGUCAACAUGGGUUUUGAUGUGGAAAGGAUCAGUCUGUUAAAACGGGGAUGGUGUCUUGCUUUCUGUCAUGUCAGGUAAUUUAUUUAAUAUAUAGAUUUGUCAAUUUUUUUUUUUUCUCGCACGUCUCAAAGGGGGUUUUGAGGGUCGUCUGGAAAGGACCACUGGUCUGUUAAUUGGCGUGCCCACGGGAUGGUGUCAUGUUACAUCCCAAUUUUUUCGGCUUGAUGGGUUACUACUAUUUUGUAUAAUUAUAGGGCUAUGCUCUGCGAGCUCCGCUAACAUAAUGAUCUAACCCAUGUGACUGUGAAGAAACUUUAGCAAGUGGGGCUGUUGAUUUUUUUAGUAAUCUUUUUUUGCUCAAUUAUGUUUUCCAUUAUUUAAUUUUGAAUCAAGUAUUAUUGAAUGUCAUGAAUUGUGGGAUUAAACUACUAACAGAAAUGAGAAUAGACAGGCAACUGCUCAUUAGUUCUGCGCUGCCAUAUUUUCCAGGUUUCUUACUGUAAUAAACAUUUCAUGUUAAAUAAAAAUGAGAUCUGUAUUCUACAGAGGUGGUGGAGAACUUGGACGGGAGUGGUACUUAGAUGGAAAGUUACAGAAUAAACAUAAAGGCUUUGAGGUAUAUACUUGUCAUUGGAUAAUAGGUGUCAUUUACAGCUCAAAAAUUUUGUUGCUUUCAGAGUAUUUUAUCGGAAAAUGACAGGUAUUUCGCCUUGCAGGAUUUUGAAGCUUGUGCUAAAGCACUGCAUAAUUUGGGGUAUUCCAACCCACAGUUAACAGCAGCACGCGGGACAAGUGCAGGGGGAUUGAUAGUGGGAGCCGUCUGUAACAGAUCACCUGAGUUAUUUAAGGCAGUUAUUCUUAAGGUUAGACUACUUUUAUAGAACGUAGUAUGUUGCUGUUUUUGUCUUUGCUUUUUUUUUGACGAUAAAUUGUAAACGGUGAUGAUUAAAAUGAGGUUGAUGCAGAUGAUGAUGACAGUGUUGACUACAAUAAUGUUGAUGAUGAUGACAACUAUGGUUAAAUGUUUAUUGACUGUGAAUAUAUGAAAUAUCACUUCACGAGUUUGUUACGAACCAACAUGAUGACCAGCUCCCAGUUAACUUGUUAGCCCAGUUGGUAGAGCACUGCACCGGUAUCGCAGAGGUCAUGGAUUCAAAUCCCGUUCUUGCCUGAGUUUUUUUUCAGGCCUUAUUUUCACUGCUGCUUAAGUAAUGUUCAUUACUGCAAAGAUGGCUUUCAUAUUCACUUAAUUUUUAUUGCUGGCUUUUUGUUACUGCAUGGAUCCCAACUAAGCUUUGAACUCUCAGUUAAUAAAUUGUCCUUCAGGAUUUUAUCAGGUCUGAAGUUUGAGAAAAAGUGAACGCAAUUUUUUUCGAGACUUAAUUGUAGUUAAAAUCAAUUUUACCAUGCUCUAUCGUUUAGAAAACUCUUUUGAUGUAUCAUUCCUUUAGUUACAAGGCAUUGUUACAUUGUUAAUCAGAGCUUCCUCUGACAGGUUCCAUUUUUAGAUAUUUUGACGUCAAUGUUGGAUCCUUCUCUUCCAUUGACAGUUCAAGAAUAUGAAGAGUGGGGUGAACCUGGGUAUGAAAUAUUUGUUCAGUGUCCUUAAGAUGUACUUGUUAAUAGAAAAUGCAUGCAAGAUUAUUUGGAAGUUUUUGAGAGAUUUCUGUGAUUUUUGGGUUAGUCCUGAAACAGAGUAAUUAAGUAUUAUCAACUGAGUUGAUAACGUAAAUUGGCCAGCGUAAAAGGUUUAAAAGCUGAUGUUUCGAGCGUUAGCCCUUCGUCAGAGUGAAUGGGAACGAAGGGCUAACGCCCGAAACGUCAGCUUUGAAGCUCUUUACCCUGGCCAAUUUACGUGAUCAACUCAGGUGAUAAUACUUAAUUUAAUAAUAACUAAUUACCCUGUUAUACUCUCCCAAAGACGUAGGUUCUUUAGAAACAUACCCCCUUUAUUCAUUAGUCCUGAAACAGGCAACUGUUGGCAGAGACCUGGCCAGUACUAUCAUCUGUAGCUUGUACAUACAUUCAGGCUCUCAUCAGGGCUGUGACACAAACGGCAAGGCGCAUGCGUUCAAAGCAUUAAUGAGACUCUGCUCGUUGGCUUAACAUUAUCUGAGACACUUUCUCUACAAGUCCAGUCAUCCAUGCAUCCCUGUUCUUGAACAUUUCAAUUAUGAACUUAACGUAUGCAAUUUUAUUUUCAGGUUGGAUGAAAAAGAUUUUCAUUACAUCAAAUCGUACUGUCCGUACCAGAAUAUUAAAAAUCAGGUAAAGUUCUGAAACAGUUAUGCAAAUCUUAGUAUGUUUAAACAGUCAGGAUUAAAUUAAACAAUUGUUGGCUAAACCUCGGUUAGCUUAAUUGCGCUUUGAUGGACCCGGGCUGUUUUCAGCGCACUAACCAUUUCGCUACCUCAUCUCCUAUGAACAUGACUACAGGAUGCAGUUAAACGAAUUUAUUAUUUGUAAACUGUUUUAUUGUUAAUAUUGUGACUUCUACAGGUGUACCCUUCAGUGAUGGUGACCACGGCAAUGAAUGAUGAUCGUGUGCCUUACUGGCUGCCACUGAAGUGGGUCGCUCGACUGAGAGAUCAGUUGUCGCACCACGCCCAGGGAGAAAAGCCGCUGGUUGUCUGUCAUGUUGAAUAUUAUGGAGGACACUCAGAAACAGAAGGAGUGUACCACAGAAUUGAAAAGGUAGGUUUAUUACAUUCUUUGAUUUCUUUUCCACACUGCUUAAAGGAGCUUCACAUAAUUUACCACUUUAGAUUUUUUCAAUCCAAAUGGCAGAUAUUGGUAGAAAUGAUACUAGUUCUGAUACCCAUAGCAUGAAGCAUGCUAUGUAAGCAGUUCGCUUACAGCUUGGGUCGUUUCGCCAAUGUCUCAAGUCAUUUCACUCAUGUCUCAUUGGUUAUUUCACUAACGUUUAAGUUAUUUUACUAAGGUCUUAUUUUAGUUCUGUUUUCUUAGAAGUAACGACCUCCAAAUUUACCCUUUACUUUGUAUCAAAAUGACUUGAGUUGUAUCGAGUCGACUUUCUGCAUGUAUCUUUCUGCAUCGACAUAACGAACCGUCGAUACAACGAACCAAUUUCUCCAGUCCUUUGGCACUUCGUCAAAUCGAAGUUCCACUAUAAUUUUAUUCACUCGAUAACCGCAAGAUGUAAUACGAAAAUUAAUGUUGGCACGUUUAAGAUUAAUGUACUGGUAUAUACACUGCACUUUUACAGAACUACAUAUACAAUGUACAGCUGUACCAUUUCUCAUAUGCAAGCAAAAUCCAAGCCCUGUCACAAGUCAAACCACUUUUAUCAAAUUGUGUUAAAAAAAUAUGAAGAAAAUAUUGAAAAGUAAUUGUUUUUAUUUUUGAUAUAUUUCUUUUUUCACUGUUUUCAUAGGCAGCAAAGGAGUACGCUUUUCUUUUCAAGGCAUUAGGACUGCCCCUGGAGUAAUAUUUGAACUUUGUUCUGUGGAUGAUGACAGCUUUAGAUCAAGAGGUGGAAGGAUUGUGGACUGUGAAGUUUUACUUGCGACGAUGUAGUGAAUAAAAUAUUUUGAAAGAGGC
Pocillopora meandrina is the source of this 14077-nucleotide messenger RNA. The record is from the annotation of a GenBank genome assembly. Lineage: Eukaryota; Metazoa; Cnidaria; Anthozoa; Scleractinia; Pocilloporidae.